CUGAUGUGGAUGCUUGGAAUGCACCGACGGAAAUAUUGCGAUGCUUAUUGCAAUGGAAUAGUGACAGAUGUUUUCCAAAAUAGUUACUAUACAGAUACUGUAAUAAAAGAACACUAAGACGCUCGUCCACUGUAACAGCUGAAGGUCUUCCAAUAAAGAAAUGGAGUCUGAUGAGAAAGAGAUUCAAGUAUGGGUUUGCCAGGAAGAGAAGGUGGUUUCUGGUCUGACUAAACGUACAACCUGUUUUGACGUGGUCCAAGCCUUGUUAGAGGAACAUCAGACUACAGCUGGGGACAAGAGCCUUCUGAUAGGAAGCCCGAGGGAAUACUGUCUUGUAGAAAGAUGGAGGGGUUUUGAAAGGGCCUUGCCUCCAUUGACCAGGAUCUUGAGGCUUUGGAGGGCCUGGGGGGAUGAAAAAGCUUAUCUACAGUUUGUUCUGGUAAGAACAGAUGUAUUUGUUCCCCAGCCAAGUUGGAGGUCAUCUGAGGCCAAGCAAACACAUACUAAAGAGAUACGAUGGAACCAAGGACCAGCACAAUACAUGAAGUCCAUACCAGUGAAGAAGCAGAAGAAAAUAGUGAAAAGGGCAUUCAGGAAGUUAGAGAAGAUGAAGCAAGGGACUACACAACAAGAGAGGGAUGGUAUGGACAGCCUGAUCAAGCUAAUUAUAUCUCAAGACCACACCAUUAGGCAGCAAAUACGAAGGAUGAGAGAACUUGACCUGGAGAUUAAACAAAAUGAGUUGGAGCUGAGUACAGAAUGGGCAGAGACUGAUGUGGGAAAUUUUGUAAAAGAUGCUUAUUUUCCAAGUCAAAACAAGGACAAAAGCAGCCAGCAACAUGAGAGUCAAUUUGAUGCAAAUCUUUACACCAGUGAUGGGAUUUUACAGCUAGAAGAACAACUUGAACAGCACAGGGAGCUUAUCAGAACUCUGUCUGAUGACAUUGAAAAAGAGAUCAAGAGUAUUUGGUUUCAGGGUAUACAGGAUCCACAAGGGGCAGCAGCAAGUGCAGACUUUGAUCAUGAGGAAGAAGGCAAUGCUACAGAAUUAGAAAACAUCAAAGAAGAGCUGGCAAAUAGCAUGUGCAAUGGCUUGGCAUUACACUCAGACCUUUCACAUGUUCAGAAGGAACUGAAACAAAAUUACGUGGUGCAACAGAACAGGAAACAGGAAUGUGAGCUUUUAGCAGACCAGCUCAGUGCAUUGAACACCAUGGACAAUGUGGAACAACCCCAUUUUGUAAAUUUUAAAGACCAGACAAAGAGCAAUGCAAUACAAAGUAAGGUUUCACAGAUACUGUCCUGUACAGAUGUGAUUGAUACAGACUCAGAUACUGGAAUAAGCUCUACACACAGCCAGGACUCGUCAUCUCCUUGUGGGGAGAUUCCUCUUCCGCCCAUAUAGUUUCGCAAACCAUGUAUCACAAAUAUUUGUAAACGAAUGAUCAUUUUUUUAGACCAGUCGAGAAUUACAAUAAUUUUAGAACACUUUUUCCCCCACCCAUAUACAUUUCUCACAUAACAGUUGAAAAAGGGUUUCAUGAACAGGAAACUUGAUCAAAUAAAAAAGGACUGAACAAAACAUUUAGUGAGUAGGACCACACAUUCUUUAGGACCAGAUUACAAAAUAAAAAUAAUUUGCCUGUUUAUGUAUGGAGAUAAACUGCAUUUAAGAGUACCAAAUAAAACAGGAUAUAUACGAAUGAAAAGUUAUCACUUUUCUAACCACCUCCUUAUAAAUCAGAGCUCCUCUAGGAUAUCCACACUGUUUAUAGCUUCAUAACAAUGUAGAGCAGUGGCCAAAAGUCUUGCAACACCCUAUAGAAUUAAUUCAUUUUGCUUCCAAAAGUCAAAUGAAACCUGCUGAAUAACGUCAUGUUAACACGUUGAAUUACAUUCUACUUUGUAGUUUUCCAUAUACUUAACGAAUAUAAAAA
This is a messenger RNA of Polyodon spathula (Mississippi paddlefish), 1937 nucleotides long. RefSeq names its product ras association domain-containing protein 9-like. NCBI's taxonomy places the organism in Eukaryota, Metazoa, Chordata, Actinopteri, Acipenseriformes, Polyodontidae. The coding region runs from base 161 to 1405 and encodes 414 amino acids. Gene Ontology annotation, biological process: signal transduction. The transcript has 2 exons. The record is from RefSeq and is a predicted model, not a curated record.